AUGCAAUCUCUUGAGGAUCUUAAAGCAGGGAAAUACAAAGGCACAAAACGCCUGAAGUUAUCAUGUGGCUUCACGGAGUUUCCCCGGGAGAUAUUGGACCUCUAUGAUACACUGGAGAUCCUUGAUCUAUCCAACAACCCUCUCUCCGGACUUCCCAAAGAUAUCCACCGACUCCAUAAACUCAAGGUUGCUUUCUUUUCCGACUGUCAAUUCACCACCUUCCCCAAAGAAUUGGCUCAAUGUCGUUCUCUGGAAAUGAUUGCUUUCAAGAACAAUGGCAUGACCACAGUCCCUGAAGGAGCCUUUCCCCGCAAGUUACGGUGGUUGAUCCUUACCAAUAACAAGAUUGAAUCACUACCCAAGAGUGUUGGACAAUGUCAUAGACUCCAAAAAUGCAUGCUCGCAGGGAAUCGACUAACCACUCUCCCUGAUGAGAUGUCUCACUGCAGGAAGCUGGGCUUACUGAGACUGUCGGCUAACAACAUCGCUCAAUUACCUACUUGGUUGCUUAGUCUUCCCGAAUUAUCAUUUCUUUCGUUCUCUGGAAACCCCUGCACCCCAUCAAAUGGAGAUAAUCCGAUACUGGAUGAUAUUGCUUGGUCAGACUUGGAAGUUCAUCAGCUUCUGGGAGAAGGAGCUUCGGGUAUAAUUUCAAAGGGCGUGUGGAAAUCACCAACUUCCCAAAAAGAUGUGGCUAUCAAAUUAUUCAAAGGAGAAGUGACUAGUGAUGGUGUACCGGCAGACGAAAUGAAUGCAUGUAUUGCCGCAGGUCGUCAUCCAAAUCUCAUUGAUCCAAUCGGCAAAAUUCAUGGUCAUCCAGAAAAGAGAGGAUUGGUACUAGAACUCAUUCCUCCUCAUUAUACCAAUCUGGGUCUUCCGCCGACUCUUGACAGCUGCACCCGCGAUGCAUUUCAUCCGGAGACUGUCUUCUCAAUUGAGAAGUGUCGCGCGAUUUUAAUCUCUAUUGCAUCUGCGAGCAUGCACCUCCAUGAGAGAGGUAUCACUCAUGGAGAUUUAUACGCGCAUAAUAUCCUAAUCGAUAAGUCAGGCCAUGCCCUUAUUGGGGAUUUUGGCGCAGCAACAAUUUACAAGAAAGAUUAUGAACAUUCAGAAGCAAUUGAGAAAAUGGAAGUUUUUGCAUUUGGCCAUUUGAUUGAAGAUAUGUUGGGCUUGGUCGCGCGAAAUGUGGUUGCUGGGGAGGAUCUCGGUGUUUGGGAUGAAAAAGAAGGGUAUGCGAUUGAGGAGUUGAACCAAUUGCAUUACAAGUGUACCAAUCCUGUUGUUAUGGAUAGACCAUUGUUCUCAGAAAUUUAUUUGGAGUUAUGCGCCUGA
Messenger RNA from Sclerotinia sclerotiorum 1980 UF-70, 1332 nucleotides. RefSeq lists its product as hypothetical. The record is from RefSeq and is a predicted model, not a curated record. Lineage: Eukaryota; Fungi; Ascomycota; Leotiomycetes; Helotiales; Sclerotiniaceae. The transcript has a single exon. Gene Ontology annotation, biological process: protein phosphorylation. Bases 1 to 1332 code for a protein of 443 amino acids. Gene Ontology annotation, molecular function: ATP binding; protein kinase activity; protein binding.